AUGGCGCGCACAUACCGGAUUCUCCAUCGCCCAUGGAGAGCUAGGCGGCCUCUGUACUUCGUCAUGAUUCCCGAGCUGACCGGCAUCAUCACCCUGCUGGUCCUCUUCGGCGUCCAGCAGCCCGACGCUUUCCGCUCGCUCUUCUGGCGCAUUGGGUAUGAGAACAAGUUGAACUCAAACCCCAACAUGAUUCUCUACGCAUACGCCAACUACCAGGAAGUGCCGGCCGUCCCUUUUGUCUGGUCACGAAUGUUAACCGACUACAAUGUCGCCAUCUCCAUCAUCUCCCUCUUCGUCCUCCUGGCCAAAAUGAUUGCCACCAUCAUGAAGGUCUUCUAUCCCAUCUUCGGCACCUUCAUCAGCAUCGCCCUCACGGCCCUCUACGCCGUGAGCGUCUACGGCCAAGCCGGGCCCGACUACGCCGACCCGCGAUACCCAAGCCCGACCCCCUGGCAUCUCCGGGUGGGGUGCAGUCUCGCGGAGCCGUACGGGGUCACCAAGACCUGUCGCAUGGUUCAAGGGACACUCGGUGUGACGGUGUAUAUGCUCGCCGUCUACCUCUACCAGACCGGUUUUGCCAUCUGGGCGAUGCUUCCCAACAAGGAGCUCGACAUGUAUGACUCGGACGAUGAGGAUGCCGAGGAAUACGGCCGCCACCCUGCGAAGAACAAGGGCGUCUCGGUCCAGAUGCAGCCCACGCCGCCGCCCGAUCAGGCGCCGUUUACCCCGCGGACACAGGCGUUCCACACGUUAGAAAGGAAACUGCCGCUUCGGUACUCUUAA
Molecule: messenger RNA, 783 nt
Organism: Chaetomium fimeti
Lineage: Eukaryota; Fungi; Ascomycota; Sordariomycetes; Sordariales; Chaetomiaceae
Exons: 3
Coding region: 1-783 (260 amino acids)
Source: RefSeq, a predicted model, not a curated record